AUGCGCAACUUGAUCGUGCUCGACGAGCGCCGGGCCGCGCUGCCGCCGGGCAACUGGGUCGCACAGAGCGUCGACGCCGCCGAAGACCGCGUGUUUGCCAUGACGAGCGAUGGCUGCGUGGCCUGUCUCGUCGACAACGAGGUUGUCUGGGACUGUCGCCUCGACAGCGCCGCCGACUGGCUAUGGUGCCACUACAACCAAGAGCUCGAGGCCAUCGUCUGCGCCUCGCGCAGCGGCGCCAUCGUGGCCAUUGACGCGAAAGAGCGCGACGUCGAGGUCAUCGGCCACUUUGACGCUGGCCUUUGCGCCGUCGCGUGGAACGCCACGGACGACCAGGUCGCGCUCGUUACGGGCGAGAGCCUCUUGAUCACGAUGAGCACAUCGUGGGACGUUUUGCACGAAGGCCUCCUCGAUGUGCCAAGCUUGCAUGCGGGAUCGCUCGUGUCUCUGGCGUGGCGCGCGGACGGCCAGUUCCUCGUCGUGAACGCUGCUGCGCAGAUCCAGGUCUGGGAGCAGGCGAAUGCGUCCUGGUCGCUGCAUGCAUUGGGACGCUACGAAGACGGUCGGCCGCUCACGCAGCUCGAGUCGACAAUUGCAUGGGCCCCAAACCACACGCUCGUCGCAACGAGCCAGAUACUCAAGCAGCAACUGCACGUCAUCUUCUUUGAACGCAACGGGCUGCGUCACGGCGAAUUCCCCGUCGACGCGGCCAGCGUCACGCAUCUGCAGUGGAACACGCUCUCGGACGUGCUUGCGCUCGGCGUUAUGACAACGGCGGGUCAGCCGAUGGUGCAAUUCUGGACCCGGAACAACUACCACUGGUACCUCAAGCACGAGCGACGUCUCGAUGAUGCUAUCGCGGCGCUCAGCUGGGACCUCGAGGCGCCGUACACAGUACACGUCCUGCAGCAGGCUGGCACGCUCCGCACGCUGACACUCGAGCCGCUCGUCCACGUCAGCGCGACGGAUGCAGCGACCGUCGCCGUCAUUGAUGGAUGCGAGCUCAAGCGCACGUUCUUCCAGAAGGCACCGAUCCCGCCGCCCAUGUGCGCCAGCGUGCUCUCGUUGCCGGCGCCGAUCAACGUUAUUGCGUUCGCCAACGACGUUGCCGCGCUCGUCACGUCUUCAGGGUCGUGGCACCUCGUUCUCGACGACCACGUUCGCCCCGUCAUGCUCCAAACCGCCGGGUUUACCCAAAGGAUGCAGUCGCUUGCGUGGGACGGUGCGUCGUUCUGGGGCGUGCCGGAAGGCGACGCGACGACCCUGUGCAUCGUGACGCUCGAUCUGACCACCGCGUGUGUUCUCCACACGUCGUCGCUCAAAGCGCCGGGCGAUGAGACGUUUGGCACCCUCUCGAUGGACGGUCGGGCCGUGCAGCUGUCGUCCGGUGCACGUUUCCAUCCAGCGCAAGAAGAAUUGGACGAGACGGCCCACCCGCUGUAUGCCCACUGGGCGCUGCUCGAGCACGAUCUCUGCGUCGGGUCGGCGGGCCACAAACUCUACGUCAACGGCGCUGUGCUGCACGCUUCUGUCGCGUCCUUCCAUAUCUCGCACGGGUACCUCCUCGCGACGACGCUCGGCGCCCACCCGCAGCUGCACUUUUACCUCCUCGACGAGUUGGUCGAUUGCAAGCAUACCCCGGUGCACACGCAGCCGGUCGAGCGCGGUGCCAAGCUCGUGGCGACCGUGCCGUCGCGCGCCGACGUCAUUCUGCAGAUGCCCCGGGGCAACCUCGAGAUCCUCUCGCCGCGCCCGCUCGUGCUCCACCUUGUCGCGCAGUGCGUGGCGUCGGCGGCGUAUGCGCCGGCGCUGGAGCUGUGUCGCAAGCACCGUGUGGACAUGAACCUGCUCGUGGAUCUGGAUCCGCCAACGUUUCUUGCGAGCAUCGAGGCGCUUCUCGAGGCGAUCCCGGUGCGCAUCCGGAGCGACCGGCUCUGUCUCUUCCUCACCAAUUUGCAUCCUGUCAACGUCUGCGGCGCCAAAUACCCGCUGGACGCGGUCCACCGCAUGCCCGAGUCCUGGGACAAGGUGCUCGAGGUGUGCUCGGCCGUGCGAUCGGCGCUUCUCGUGCGGGACGCCGCAAUGUACCUUCUGCCGCUACUGACGUGCGAAGCCAAGAUGCAGCUCUUCGAACCCGCCUUGCUGCGUCUCCAGGCCCUGCAUGCGACGGACAAGGUGCUGGCAGAGAAGGGCUUGAAGCAUCUGCUCUUCCUCGUUGACGUCGACGUGCUCUACGACCACGCGCUCGGGCUUUAUGAUAUGGACUUGGCGCGGCUUGUCGCUGGGCGGACCCAGCGCGACCCGCAAGAGUACCUCCCGCAGUUGGCCGCGUGGGAAGCGCUGCAAACGACCAAGUCCAUCGCGUAUAUGAAGUACGUCAUUGACGUGAGUUUGAAGCGGUACGCCAAAGCGCUCACCCACCUCACGGCCGACACCGACGCCGCCCUUGCGCUCUCGCUCAUCACAUCCCAUCAUCUGUACGAGGACGGCCUCAAGCUCUUUAGCACGACGGCGUCUCCGAUUCGGCGGCAAAUUCUCGUGGCGUACGGGUCGCAUCAAGUGGCGAAUGGCGCGUUUGCAAGCGCUGGCCACACGUUCCUCUCGGCGGUGCCGCCGGCGCUCGAGCUGGCCGUGGACGCGUUCCGAAAGGCGUCGGAAUGGCGUCUUGCGAUGAGCAUCGCCGCGCGCAUCGACAAGUGCGAUCUUCCGUCGCUCGCCUACGAGAUGGCCGACGAGCUCUUGAAUGCGAUGGGGACGACCCGCAACCCGGUCGCGGCCGCCGAGCUGUACAUCCACUAUUGCCACGACGUUGACGAAGGCGUGGCCACGCUCGUGCAGGCGCGGGAGUGGGGCCUGGCGCUGCAAGCUGCGCAGCUCCACAAGCGACGGGACCUCAUCGAGACCGAAGUCGAGCCGCUCGUGCUGCAAGCCGCCGACGACAUGGAGACGGACAUUGCAGGACGAUUCGCAACGUACAAGAAGCACUGGGUGCGGCUCACGACGUUGCGCGAGCAGAUCCGGCUCUUCCGCCUCCACGGGAUCGACGGCAAGACCAACGACGGCAACGGCUUGGACGACGGCGCGUCGAGUGCGGCGAGUGCCUUCUCCAACAUGAGCAUGAGCUCGGUCGGGAGCCACAACAGCAACCGCGACAUUUGCUUCGGGACGUCGCUGAGCUUUGAGACAUCGUCGCACAGCGCGACGACUAGUCCCUUUUACGCGGCCCUGAGCGCGACCGAGCCCGCGAGCAGCACGAACACAAAGAAGAUGCCGCGCCGCUUCCGCCGCACUAAGAUCCAAGAAGGCAGCGCGGACGAAGACGCGUACGUCGAGACGAGCCUGCGCGCCGCGAUGCCGAACGCCGAGUUCCUCGCGGAUCUGCGCCAGCUGCUCACGAUGCUCGUGUACUUUGGCCAUUCGCCAAGAGCCCAAACCCUCCAAGUGCAGCUCGAUGCGUUCUUCCAGCACAUUCAGACCCACGUCCCGCCCGCGCCAGUCCACGGCGAAAGCACCGUGGUUGCGUGGGCCCGGCCGGACGACGCGACGUGGAUGGUGGUGUCGCGACUGCUCUGA
This is a messenger RNA of Saprolegnia parasitica CBS 223.65, 3573 nucleotides long. RefSeq lists its product as hypothetical. The coding region runs from base 1 to 3573 and encodes 1190 amino acids. Gene Ontology annotation, molecular function: tRNA binding; protein binding. The record is from RefSeq and is a predicted model, not a curated record. Gene Ontology annotation, biological process: tRNA wobble base 5-methoxycarbonylmethyl-2-thiouridinylation. Gene Ontology annotation, cellular component: cytosol; elongator holoenzyme complex. NCBI's taxonomy places the organism in Eukaryota, Oomycota, Saprolegniomycetes, Saprolegniales, Saprolegniaceae. The transcript is spliced from 8 exons.